Messenger RNA from Letharia columbiana, 1167 nucleotides. RefSeq lists its product as uncharacterized. The transcript is spliced from 3 exons. The record is from RefSeq and is a predicted model, not a curated record. Gene Ontology annotation, biological process: retrograde vesicle-mediated transport, Golgi to endoplasmic reticulum; endoplasmic reticulum to Golgi vesicle-mediated transport. Gene Ontology annotation, cellular component: COPII-coated ER to Golgi transport vesicle; Golgi membrane; endoplasmic reticulum membrane. Lineage: Eukaryota; Fungi; Ascomycota; Lecanoromycetes; Lecanorales; Parmeliaceae. Bases 1 to 1167 code for a protein of 388 amino acids.
AUGAACGGGUUCGCAGACCGCACCUUGGAUGAGGGCGCUUUCGGGGAGAAGAAGGGCUUCUCUGAAGGCCUGAGGACCUUCGAUGCCUUCCCCAAAACGAAACCCACCUACACCCGGCGCUCCUCCACCGGCGGCUACACCACCCUCCUCCUGAUCCUGAUCAGCACCAUCCUCUCCUUCACCGAGCUCCGCCGCUGGUACUCCGGCCGCGAAACGCAUCUCUUCAGCGUCGAGAAAGGCGUCUCCCACGAACUGCAAAUCAACCUCGACGUCGUAAUCCCAAUGCUCUGUUCCGACCUGAACAUCAACGUGCAAGACGCCUCGGGCGAUCGCAUACUCGCCGGCGACUUGCUGACCAAGGACGCUACGAACUGGCGACUGUGGGUGGAGCGGGCGAACACGCUGGAGAGACAGGGGAAGGAUUUGGCCAAGGAGCAGGAGGAGGAUACGCAUGUGGGGCACGUGCUGGGGCAUGGGAGGGAAAAGCGACGGUUCAAGAAGACGCCGAGGUUGGGGAGGGGCAUGCCGGGGACGAGCUGUAGGGUUUAUGGCAGUUUGGAGGGCAAUAAGGUGCAGGGGGACUUUCAUAUUACGGCGAGGGGGCAUGGCUAUAUGGAAUUCGGGCAGCAUUUGGAUCAUUCUGCAUUCAACUUCUCCCACAUAAUCAACGAACUAUCCUUCGGUCCCCUCUACCCCUCCCUCCUCAACCCUCUGGACAAAACUUACGCCACAACCGGCGCCAACUUCUACAAAUACCAAUACUACCUCUCCGUCGUCCCCACAAUCUACACGCGGACUCCCUCUCCCAAAACCCCCUCCGCCAUCUCCCCCUCGAACAUGCUCUCCACAUCCUCCGACACCAUAAUCACAAACCAAUACGCCGUAACCUCCCAAUCCCACGAUGUCAACGAACGCUCCGUGCCGGGUAUAUUCUUCAAGUUUGACAUCGAGCCGAUCCUGCUGACGAUCAGAGAGGAGAGGGGAGGGCUGUUGGCGUUGUGUGUAAGGGUUGUCAAUGUGGUGAGUGGGAUCCUGGUGGGUGGAGGGUGGUGCUAUCAAUUGGCUGGGUGGGGGAGGGACGUGCUGGGGGGACGGAAGAAGGGGGAGAAGGGUGGUAUGGGCAUGUUGCAUGGAGGGAACGGUGCGAUUGAGGAGGAGGAAGAGUGA